AGCCCCGGGGCGGUCCCAGAUUGGGUUCCCGGGUCUUAGCCCCGCAGCGGCUGCAGCCCAGGUGCGGUGGGACGGGAGGAUGUGCGGCUGGCCGCUGCUAGUGCUGUGGGCGCUGCUCCCCGCGACGGCUGCGGGGAGCUCGGGCCGCUCGUACCCGCACCGCGUGGUCCUCGACCCCGAAGGCAAGUACUGGCUGCACUGGGGCCGCCAGGGCGAGCGGCUGGCCUUCCGCCUGGAGGUGCGCACGACCGGUUACGUGGGCUUCGGCUUCUCGCCCACGGGGUCCAUGGCCGCGGCAGACAUCGUGGUGGGUGGCGUGGCCAACGGGCGGCCCUACCUCCAGGACUAUUUCACAAAUGCAGACAAAGAAUUGAAAAAGGACGCCCAGCAAGAUUACCACUUAGAUUAUGCCAUGGAGAACAGUACACACACGGUGAUUGAGUUUAGCAGAGAUCUGCACACAUGUGAUGCCAAUGACAAGAGUCUCACGGAUAGCACAGUGAGAGUUAUCUGGGCCUAUCAUCAUGAAGAUCCUGGAGAAUCUGGUCCCAAGUACCAUGACUCAAAUAGGGGCACAAAGAGUCUACGGUUACUGAAUCCUGAGAAAGCCAACGUAUUGUCUACAGUCUUACCGUACUUUGAUCUGGUAAAUCAAGAUGUCCCCAUUCCAAACAAAGGCACAACAUACUGGUGCCAAAUGUUUAAGAUCCCUACAUUCCAAGAGAAGCAUCAUGUGAUAAAGGUAGAGCCAAUAAUAGAGCGAGGCCAUGAGAACAUGGUCCAUCACAUCCUGCUCUAUCAAUGCAGCAGCAACUUCAACGACAGUGUUCUGGACUUCGGCCAUGAGUGCUACCACCCAAAUAUGCCAGAUGCCUUCCUCACCUGCGAAACUGUGAUUGCCGCCUGGGGCAUUGGUGGAGAGGGCUUUACCUAUCCACCUCAUGUCGGCUUAUCCCUUGGCAUGCCACUGGAUCCUCGUUAUGUUCUUUUAGAAGUCCAUUAUGAUAACCCAGCACGGAAGAAAGGCUUAAUAGACAGUUCUGGGCUGAGGUUUUUCCACACUACAGAUAUAAGGAGAUAUGACGCAGGGGUGAUUGAGGCUGGCCUCUGGGUGAGCCUCUUCCACACAAUCCCUCCAGGGAUGCCUGAGUUCCGUUCUGAGGGUCACUGUACUCUGGAGUGCCUAGAGGAGGCCCUGGGAGCUGAGAAACCAAGUGGAAUCCACGUGUUUGCAGUUCUUCUCCAUGCUCACCUGGCAGGCAAAGGCAUCAGGCUGCGUCAUUUUCGCAAGGGAGAGGAAAUGCAGUUGCUGGGUUAUGAUGAUGCUUUUGACUUCAAUUUCCAGGAGUUUCAGUAUCUGGCAGAAGAACAAACAAUCUUACCAGGUGAUAACCUGAUCACUGAAUGCCGGUAUAACACCAAGGACCGAGCUGUGAUGACGUGGGGAGGACUAAGCACUAGGAAUGAAAUGUGUCUCUCAUACCUUCUUUAUUACCCAAGAAUCAACCUAACCAGGUGUGCCAGCAUCCCGGACAUCAUGGAACAGCUGCAAUUCAUUGGCGUGAAGGAGAUCUACAGACCUGUCACGACAUGGCCUUUUAUCAUCAAAAGCCCUAAGCAGUACAGAAACCUUUCUUUCACGGAUGCAAUGAACAAGUUUAAAUGGACCAAAAAAGAAGGGCUGUCCUUCAAUAAGCUUGUCCUUAGUCUGCCCGUGAAUGUGAGAUGCUCCAAGACAGACAACGCAGAGUGGUCGAUUCAAGGGAUGACGGCAUUACCUCCUGACAUCAAAAGGCCUUAUAAAGCGGAAGAGAAGGUGUGCAGGACGUUGGCUUCUGCUUCGGCUUCCUCGCCUCUGCGCGCCGUUUUCUCUCUGGGCUUGCUCACCUGCUCUCUGCUUCUUGGAAGCGUGCUAAGCACUCAGGGCGUGUGACUGCUUAUGUUAUACUAUAGUUGGAAUAUGAGACUGUCUUUUAAAGUCAGGUUAAAGGUGUGCUCAUGGUAGGCCUGAAGAGAAGGGUGGGAGCGAGAGCCUGGAGCCUUUAAUCCCUCACACAGGCUCCUUCCCAGGCUACUUGAGCGAUGCCACUGCGGUUUUCUGGGUUUCUUAAAAGUCGUUGUUCUGUGAGUAUGAUUAAUAGAAUAAAGUGGACUUGAUUUAACCACUUUGCAGGUUCAGCACAUCAAGUGGAAAGAAAAGUAUCUUUAAUGUUUCAACAUUCCAUGUGAUUUCAACUCUCAUUGUUCAACUUGACACUCGCUACCCUUCUCACAAACACGGUUACCUUAGCAGCAUUAGCGGGGAGGAGUUACUCUCCGCUCCUCCUCUUUGCUUGUCUUCCCUUUUGCUGUAACUUGCCAGGGUGAGCACAGCCCUCUCUCCAACUUGUCCCAGUCCCCAUGUUUCUCCGACUUUACUCCCAGACCUCUGACCUCAGUGUUUAUCUCUGCAUCUUUUGUUUCCUUGCCCGGCCAAGUCAGUGUGAUGCCCAAGCCCACAUCAAAAUAUUUCCCAGUCUCUCUGGCACUGCCCAGCUGAAUUUUUUUUUUUUUUUUCUUAAGCUCUGCAACUGUCUUAAGGAGAUUUUAUUUUGAUAAGUGUAGAGAUGAUGGCGGCUGAUUGCUGACUGAGGAAAACAACGGAGAGCUGCUGUGGAGGGUUCUAGAUGGGGUGAGAUUACAAAGAAGAGUGGACAGUGUGGGCAUGCAGGAGGCCAUGGGGUCUGUAAGGUCCCUCGACACUGAGUGUUACCUUCUGGGUCAAUCUGAGUCACAUUUCCUAUAAUAGACUUAUUUUUAUAUUAGUUAAUAAGCUGACUUCCAAUAUAAAAUUGCCACCAACUGAAGAUCUUAUCUUUUGGUUCUCUUUGUAUUAUCUGCUUAAAUCUUGUUUUAUGUCCUAUCUUCAUCCAUUCAAGCUGAAUGUUUGGAUCAUAUUAAUAAGCUUAAUGGAAUUAAAGGUUUUGUAUAAUAUCUUAUGUGAUUCAUGAGAGGAUCAACUUAUUGUGUACUGUUGUCAAUAAAAUCAUAAAUAAUGAGAAACAUUAUUUUUCUACUUUAAGCCCUUUCUGUCUUACAAACACAAACUAUAUUGUCACUUAAAUAAAUAUAUGUCUUAGAGUCUUUACUUCUU
This is a messenger RNA of Arvicanthis niloticus (Nile rat), 3133 nucleotides long. The record is from RefSeq and is a predicted model, not a curated record. NCBI's taxonomy places the organism in Eukaryota, Metazoa, Chordata, Mammalia, Rodentia, Muridae.